UCAACCGCCCUGGAGCCACGUUCCCGCUGACGCAACGACGCUGGGUUGGGGGAACCCGGAAGUGUUCGCGCAGUGUUUACAUUUUGCUCUUUGUUCGGUGAUAAAUUCCGUUAAAAUGUCUAAAAAACGGUCGCAGAGCGCCGAGAGCCGGAGCCUGCGCGCGGCCAUAGCCGAGCAGCUGUCGGCGGCCGCGGAGGAAAUCUUCCGGCUGCUCACGGAGCCCGGAGAGCCGGAGAAGGAGCACCUAAAGCGGCUACAGACGGAGCCCGGAGAGCCAGAGAAGGAGCACCUAAAGCGGCUACUGACGGAGCUCAUCACCGCGGCCGUGGAGAACAUCUGGGCCGCGUUCAGAGCCUCCAGAGCGGCAGAGGAAGCACCGGAGCGGCCCGCUGCAGCCGGAGAGUUGUGUCUGUCGGUGGGCGUCCAGACUCGGCCCGGCGCCUCCUGCAAACCGGAUGUCUCUGAACCGGACCGCCGGGCCGAGUCUCCAGAACCUCUGGACCCCCUGGGGGGCGAGGAGGAGGAGGAGGAGGAGGAGGAGGAGGAGUCAGCGGCGCCUCACGGCUGCAGAGUGUGCGGGAAGUCCUUCGACAGGGAGGGUUUCCUGAUGAAGCACGCGGAGAAGCACCUGACGGAGGCGGCCUGCGUGUGCGGCGUGUGCGGCGAGCGUCUGGAGACCGUUGGCGCCCUGCGGCUUCACCUGCAGACGCACCGCGACCGCGGACGCACCUGCGACGUCUGCGGCAAGAAGUUCCCGUCCCUCCGGGCCCGGGACACGCACCGGCGCCGGCACACCGGCGAGAAGCCCUUCAGCUGCGGCGUCUGUGGGAAAGGCUUCAGCCAGAAGGGGAACAUGGUCACGCACGCCAGGACGCACGCCGCCGGGACGCAGGCCGCCGGGACGCACGCCGCCGGGACGCACGCCGCUGACGCACGCCGACGACGACGCCGGGACGACGACGCCGGGACGCACGCCCGGGACGCACGCCGCCUGAAGAACUUCAGCUGCGGCGUCUGCGGGAAGCUCGGCAGAGCGCCCGAGCGCGCGCGCCACGCACGCAGCCACACACCGGACGGCAAGCAGACUCCGGGUCCCAGCAGACGCAGGAAGUCGAGCCGGACGUCGUCUCACCGCUGCGGCGUCUGCGGGAACGCCUUCCACAACCGAGGGAACUUAGUGCGUCACGCCGAGGCGCACCUGAACGACCCCGAGGUGCACCUGAACGACCCCGAGGUGCACCUGAACGACCCCGAGGCGCACCUGAACGACCCCGAGGCGCACCUGAACGACCCCGAGGCGCACCUGAACGACCCCGAGGCGCACCUGAACGACCCCGAGGCGCACCUGAACGACCCCGAGGUGCACCUGAACGACCCCGAGGCGCGCUGCUGCGGCGUCUGCGGCGAGCGGGUCGAGUCCGCGGCCGACCUGCAGCUCCACAUCCAGAACCACCGAGAAGAACCGGACCACCGCGUGUGUGAGGUCUGCGGCCUCAGCGUGCGGGACAUGGCGGUCCACAUGAGGACGCAUAGCGGCGGUGAGAAACCGUUCCGCUGCUCUGACUGCGGGAAGGACUUCCCCAGGAAGGGCUCUCUGGAGAGACACCGCAAGCUGCACGCCGGCGAGCGGCCGUACAUCUGCGAGUUCUGCGGCAAGACGUUCGUGGAGAACACGGUGCUGAGGAGACACAUCAAGAGCCACACGGGAGGGAAGCCGCGCAUCUACGACUGCGACGUCUGCGGCAAGAAGUUCACCAUGAGCCAGCACCUGGAGGUGCACAAGAGGAUCCACACCGGGGAGAAACCCUACGCAUGUCGGGUGUGCGGGAAGCGUUUCCGUCAGAUCGGGAACCUGGACUCUCACACGCGGAUCCACACGGGCGAGAAGCCCUUCGUGUGCAGCCUCUGCGGGAAGACGUUCCGCCAGAAGAUCUCGCUGGAGACGCACGAGCGCUUCCACAAGCAGGAGAAGGCGUUCGGCUGCCCGCUGUGCAGCAAGGGCUUCGUGCAGAAGAUCGACCUGAAGAGACACCUGCUGACGCACAGCGGCGAGAAGCCGUACGCCUGCCGCGUCUGCCCCAAGAGCUACCAGGAGAAACGCUCGCUGGACUCGCACAUGAAGGUGCACGCCGCGGUCGCCGUGGCAACCGCCGCCGCCGCGGCAACCGCCGCCGUGCAGCAGCAGCAGCAGCAGCGGCGGCCGGAGGAGGAGGAGGAGUCAGAGCCGCUACCGCAGAGCCUCAAAUGUCAGGACGGAGACUUCAUCCAGCUCUGACUCAUCAGCUCUGACUCAUCAGCUCUGACUCAUCAGCUCUGACUCAUCCAGCUCUGACUCAUCACCUCUGACUCAUCAGCUCUGACUCAUCCAGCUCUGACUCAUCCAGCUCUGACUCAUCAGCUCCUGACUCAUCAGCUCUGACUCAUCACCUCUGACUCAUCAGCUCUGACUCAUCCAGCUCUGACUCAUCACCUCUGACUCAUCAGCUCUGACUCAUCCAGCUCUGACUCAUCAGCUCUGACUCAUCACCUCUGACUCAUCAGCUCUGACUCAUCCAGCUCUGACUAUCCAGCUCUGACUCCAUCCAGCUCUGACUCAUCACCUCUGACUCAUCAGCUCUGACUCAUCCAGCUCUGAC
Messenger RNA from Perca flavescens (yellow perch), 2636 nucleotides. RefSeq names its product zinc finger protein 135-like. Gene Ontology annotation, cellular component: nucleus. The coding region runs from base 116 to 2275 and encodes 719 amino acids. The record is from RefSeq and is a predicted model, not a curated record. Gene Ontology annotation, biological process: regulation of transcription by RNA polymerase II. Gene Ontology annotation, molecular function: DNA-binding transcription activator activity, RNA polymerase II-specific; RNA polymerase II cis-regulatory region sequence-specific DNA binding. NCBI's taxonomy places the organism in Eukaryota, Metazoa, Chordata, Actinopteri, Perciformes, Percidae. The transcript is spliced from 6 exons.